Messenger RNA from Odontomachus brunneus, 844 nucleotides. RefSeq names its product 28S ribosomal protein S36, mitochondrial. Bases 128 to 400 code for a protein of 90 amino acids. Gene Ontology annotation, biological process: 2-oxoglutarate metabolic process. The record is from RefSeq and is a predicted model, not a curated record. The transcript has 4 exons. Lineage: Eukaryota; Metazoa; Arthropoda; Insecta; Hymenoptera; Formicidae.
AGACGCCAUCUAACCGCUGUUAGUAGAAGCUGGAGGCAGCUGAGGGGAGCGGUGGCUCUCGUCGUGUAGACGAGUUCAGUUGGAGGUUAUCUCGUGUUUAGAGACUUAUUGGUUAGAGAAAAAUUUGAUGAUGGCGAGCCAGGUUUGGAAGGUGAUUAAGCCGCACGUACCGAUGAUCAGGUUUCGCAAAGGUGGCUCUAAUUUGGUCGCUGGUGCGACAGCCGCUCCAUCUGCGCGAUCAGGGCCGAGUCAAAUGAAGCGGAGUGCGGGCAGCGGUGCAACGGGUCCUGGGGUGACCGUCCUCCCGACGAUAGAAGACCUUUACCUCCCGCCAAGGUAUCAGAGACUGCCGUUAGGUGACAAGGAAAUCGAGUACAUUAACCGUGGUGGACCAGAGUGAUUUUAUAGUGUGUACAUUUAGAAUAUUCUAAGUCCUAAGUACUUAACUUUGUUAUGUGUUCGAUGCAAUGUGCUAUUUAAAUAAAUGAUCGUGACAGAGAAAGAAAGAGGGAGAGAAAGAGAUUCUGCACUGCAAAUAUUAUUUCACAUUCAUACCAGAUGUCUAUCGGGCAAGGUCUACCGUGACAUUGCCAGGGCCUGCUAUUUUUGGCACAACUCUCAGCUCAUUCCUGCUGUGUGAGUUAAUCCUAGAUCACAAGAUAACAAGAUUCUGAUCAAAUAUCUUGCAAUCAAUUUUUACUGCAAAUUUUUAUACUUUUCUUCUAUAAUUGAAAAAUUAAGGAAAAACUUAUUGUAUGUUGUGUAUUAUUUUGUGUUGCUAUUAUAUUAUUGUAAUAUUUUAAAAUAGUUGCUCAAAGUCUCAAAUAAAUCGCUAUUCUCGAUA